AUGGACAGGGACGACUACCGCGACCGCGACCGCGGCCGAUGGGACGAUCGCAGAGACGGCGGCCGCGGGAACGACCGACGGGACGACCAUCGCGGCGGCGGCGGCGGCGGAGGCGUCGACCGCGGCGGGAGCGGGCGAGAUCGCUCGCGCGAUCGCGACGGAGGGAGGCAUCAUCCGUACGGCGGCGGCGGCCGCGACGCGCACAGAGGAGACGCGCGUCGGCGCGACGACGAUCGCGGGAAGGAUACGAGGGACGAGGAGCGCGACGCCGGCGGCGCCGCGACCGCGAAGCGAGCGGAGGUGCGUCGUCGGAGCGACGAGACCCCGCGGCGUGAACAAGGCACCCUCCGCCGGGAGGAGGAACGCAAACGCGACGAGGAACGCCGCGCGCGACUUCAGGAGCGCGACCGCGAGAAGGAGCUCGAAAGCAUCAAGAACAUGUACAUGGGCCAGAAGAAGGAAAAGAAAAAAGUCGCCAAGCCGUCGGACAAGUUCAAGUUCAAGUUCGACUGGGAAUCGAAAGAGGACACGAGCCGGGACUUGAACGAGCUGUACGACCGCACGUACGACGCGCCGCUCGCGUUCGGGAGAGGGCUGCGCGCGGGCGUGGAUCGCAGGGUGCAGAAAAAGGAAAACUCCGCGCAUCAGAUGUCGUUGAUAUCCAAGUCGCGAAGCGAUCACGGCACCGCAAUGAGCGCGCGCGAGCGACGCGAGGCGGAGGACAAAGAGCGACGCGACGACGAAGCGUACGAGCGCGCGGAGAGGAAGACGCAGUCGGAGCACUGGUCGGAUAAGAAACUGGAGGACAUGAACGAGAGGGACUGGCGCAUCUUCCGCGAGGACUUUAGCAUCACUACGAAAGGAGGAAGGCUGCCCAUGCCGAUGCGGUGCUGGGAGGAAACGUCCUUGCUGCCGGAGAAAAUUUUACGCGCGAUUCAAAAGGUUGGCUACGCGAAGCCGUCCCCGAUCCAGAUGGCGUCCAUCCCCAUCGGCCUGUUAAAGCGCGACGUCAUCGGCAUCGCGGAGACCGGCUCCGGGAAAACCUGCGCGUUCGUCGUGCCCAUGCUCGCGUACAUCAUGGAGUUACCCGUGAUGACGGACGAAGUCGCCGCGCACGGACCGUACGCGCUCGUGAUGGCGCCGACGCGCGAGCUCGCGCAGCAGAUCGAGGAGGAGACGACCAAGUUCGCGCACUUUUUAAACUACCGCGUCACGUCCGUCGUCGGCGGGCAGAGCAUCGAGGACCAGGGGUUCAAACUCCGACGCGGGUGCGAAAUCGUCAUCGGCACCCCCGGACGCGUCAUCGACGUCCUGGAGCGCCGCUACACGGUGCUCCAGCAGUGCAACUACAUCGUUCUAGACGAGGCCGAUCGAAUGAUCGACAUGGGGUUCGAGCCGCAGGUCAUGAGCGUCAUGGACAGCAUGUCCGCGGAUAACUUGAAGCCGAUCGACGAGGCGGAGACGAUCGACGCCGGCGGGUUGGAAGCCGGCGCCGCGGGGACGCGGUACAGGAUGACGUACAUGUUCAGCGCGACGAUGCCGCCGUCCGUGGAGCGCCUCGCGAGGAAAUACCUGCGCAACCCCGCGGUCGUGAACAUCGGCAGCGCGGGGAAGACGUCGGACCUCAUCAAACAGGUCGUGAUGUGGAUGACGAGAGGCGCGAAAGAGACGCAGCUCGAGCUCGUGCUGUCGCGGUACCCGGACACGCAGGCCAUCGUCUUCGUGAACACGAAGCGCGCGGUGGAUCACGUCCAGUCUCUGUGCGUGAAGCAGGGCUACUCCGUGGCGUCCAUCCACGGCGGGAAGAGCCAAGACCAGCGCGAGGACUCGCUGAAGGGAUUCAAAGCCGGGGAGUACGACAUCCUCGUCGCGACGGACGUCGCCGGACGCGGCAUCGACGUGAAGGACAUCGACCUCGUCGUGAAUUACGAGAUGCCGCUCGUCAUCGAGAAUUACACGCACAGGAUCGGGCGGACGGGGCGCGCGGGGCGGCAGGGCACCGCGGUGUCGUUCAUAACCUCAGAGGACACGGACGUGAUGUACGACCUGAAGGAGCUCUUGACGAACAGCGGGAACGCGGUGCCGCCGGAGCUGGCGCGGCACGAGGCUGCCAAGGUGAAGCCGCAGCGGGACGGGAAAGGCGGGUGGGGGAACAAGCUCACGAACGAUCAACUCCGGGGGAUGCAGAACAUCACGGACUGA
This is a messenger RNA of Micromonas pusilla CCMP1545, 2202 nucleotides long. RefSeq lists its product as uncharacterized. The record is from RefSeq and is a predicted model, not a curated record. Gene Ontology annotation, molecular function: ATP binding; RNA helicase activity; RNA binding. Lineage: Eukaryota; Viridiplantae; Chlorophyta; Mamiellophyceae; Mamiellales; Mamiellaceae. The transcript has 2 exons. Gene Ontology annotation, cellular component: catalytic step 2 spliceosome. The coding region runs from base 1 to 2202 and encodes 733 amino acids. Gene Ontology annotation, biological process: mRNA splicing, via spliceosome.